This is a messenger RNA of Anguilla anguilla (European eel), 5354 nucleotides long. RefSeq names its product potassium voltage-gated channel, subfamily H (eag-related), member 2b (gene kcnh2b). The coding region runs from base 1115 to 4747 and encodes 1210 amino acids. The record is from RefSeq and is a predicted model, not a curated record. Gene Ontology annotation, molecular function: inward rectifier potassium channel activity. Gene Ontology annotation, biological process: potassium ion transmembrane transport; regulation of heart rate by cardiac conduction; membrane repolarization during action potential. The transcript is spliced from 15 exons. Lineage: Eukaryota; Metazoa; Chordata; Actinopteri; Anguilliformes; Anguillidae. Gene Ontology annotation, cellular component: membrane.
CGCAAUAUUUUUAAAGAUGUCUAGUUUUUUUAUAUACACGCCAAUUUCAGGAAAACUUUUUUUAAUAAGGUUAGCCUAUUCGUUUGUUUACAAUUCCCUCAUAAAUUAUUAAUGAGCUUCAUACAGACAUUAGCACAGAGCAGAGUAGCCUGCACGUUUUCUGUUCGAAAGGCUCGCGCCUGGUGUCACGCCUGUAGCACCUGCAAAUGCAAAUCAGGAUGCACCUGUGUGACCAUGUCAACGCUGCACAUUCUAUCUUCUUUUGCAUUUGAUUCAAAUACCUAUCAUCUUUCUUCCUUACGUUAAUUUUAACAAUGGUUUGGAUUUUUGCUGAAGAACACAAAGGGGAAUUACCUUCUGAAACUGGGGAAGAUUGCGCAUUGUAAUUACGAAGACUACCCAAAAUGAAAUGUCACGUCAAUUACGUGAUGAACUCUACAAUUUUGUAACGAAUUAAAGCUUCUUUUAGGAGCCACUCGUCGUUACGCAAAGGGUUAAAGAGGUGCAGCAGUCGGUACCGGUGAGCUGAGAUCAUCUGGGUAGAGCGCGGAGAGCACUGGGGAGAGACGAGACUUUCCAGUACGGCUGCAUCUCCACACAGCAGCGCAUAACGCUGCCGUUGCUUUCCCUAUUCCGACUGGGUGUACCGCGCGCAAGCAGGAGCAAGGAGGCGGUGGGACAAAGACAAUCAGCAGAAGAAUGGCAAAGAGAUUGCACCUAGGCAGGCCGCUUGCCUCCACUUCCCCGGACUUCCCCCUUACAAACGUCACGAAGUAACGUCGUGUCCGCCGUUAAACGAAGGAACGGAUCUUUCUUUAAAUUCACCAUAGAAAAGGACGUAAACAAACACGCGCCGCUCCCUAUCCUGGAAACUGGAAACUGUCUCUCGAUCCCUCUGACCCUCGACUAAGUGGGGCUCAGUUACAAGGCGCUCGUCAUCCUCAAUUUUCCUGGUCUGUUCAUCACACUGUGCAAGUUUCGAAGUGGGUGCUCUAGUCGUGGAUUACUGUAUAUGACCCAUAUGAGGAGGGCGCAGUGGCCCUUGGCGUGGUGCUCCGUGUAGAGGACAGCUUGGCUUCUGAAAGUCUCCAAACUACGUGGAGUGUAAGCCAGGAUGCCGGUCCGAAGGGGGCACGUGGCACCGCAGAACACUUUCCUGGACACCAUCAUCCGGAAAUUCGAGGGCCAGAGUCGCAAGUUUGUCAUAGCCAACGCACGCGUGGAGAACUGCGCCAUCAUCUUCUGCAAUGACGGCUUCUGCGGCAUGUGCGGCUACACGCGUGCCGAGAUCAUGCAGAAGCCCUGCACCUGCAACUUCCUGUACGGCCCGCACACCAAGAGGCUGGCCAUCGCGCAGAUGGCGCAGGCACUCCUGGGCUCGGAGGAGCGGAAAGUGGAGAUCUCCCUCUACAGGAAGGACGGCGUAUGCUUUCUGUGUCUGGUGGAUGUGGUGCCGGUGAAAAACGAAGAUGGCGUGGUGAUAAUGUUCAUCCUCAACUUUGAGGUCAUGAAUGACGACAGAGUGCGAGACCCCAACCGAAACCUCAACCACAAGCUGCCCCUCCCCUGGCUUACCUCAGGUCGGCCUCGGGGAUUUAAGCUGCGCCUGCCUCUCCUGCGGUCUCUCAGCAACAGCAAGCAGUCCCUGCAGGAGGACCCCGAGGUGGGGCGCGUCCGGGAGCCCUCCCACCCCAGCCACGAGUCCCUGGCCCUGGACGAGCUCCUGUCGCUGCCGGAGCCGGCCCGGCCGGCGGCCCAGUGGCCCGAGGACCAGCGCACCCUGCUCCCGGACAGCGAGCCGCGCCUGGCCCUGCCGCUCACGCAGUCCUCGCCCCGCCCGCACCGGCUCAACCCCGAGGCCUCGGUGUCCAACUGCAGCCUGACGCACAGCCGCUCGCGCGAGAGCUUCCACAGCAUGCGCCGCGCCUCCUCCGUCGACGACAUCGAGGCCAUGCGGCCCGAUUGGGACAGGAAGUUCCGCACGCGGCCCGCCAGCACAGGCGCUGUGAAUCACAAGUCCAACAUUCUCAACUCUACCUCCGACUCGGACCUCAUGCGCUACCGCACCAUUAGCAAGAUCCCCCAGAUCACCCUCAACUUCGUGGACUUCAAGCCGGACCCCCUCAUCGCCCUCCCCGCCGGGGAGAUGGACAUCAUCGCUCCCUGCAAGCUGAUCGACCGCACGCACAACGUCACCGAGAAAGUCACACAGGUGCUGUCACUAGGGGCCGACGUCCUCCCAGAGUACAAGCUGCAGGCUCCCCGCAUCCACAAAUGGACGGUGCUGCACUACAGCCCCUUCAAGGCGGUGUGGGACUGGCUGAUCCUCCUGCUGGUCAUCUACACGGCCAUCUUGACCCCCUACUCCGCCGCAUUCCUCCUCAACGACCACGAGGAGGUGGCCAUGCACAACUGCAGCUACACCUGCAACACGCUCAGCGUGGUGGACCUCAUAGUGGACAUCAUGUUCAUCAUCGACAUCCUCAUCAACUUCCGCACCACCUACGUGAAUGUCAACGAUGAGGUGGUCAGCCAUCCCUUCCGCAUUGCCGUGCACUACUUCAAGGGCUGGUUCCUCAUCGAUAUGGUGGCCGCCAUUCCCUUCGAUCUUCUCAUCUACCGUAAUGGAGAAGAGACAACUACUCUGAUUGGCCUGCUGAAGACGGCUCGCCUGCUGCGAUUGGUGCGCGUGGCGCGCAAGCUGGACCGCUACUCCGAGUACGGCGCGGCGGUGCUCUUCCUGCUCAUGUGCACCUUCGCCCUCAUCGCGCACUGGCUGGCCUGCAUCUGGUACGCCAUCGGCAACAUGGAGCGCAACGGCUCCAUCGGCUGGCUGCACUCCCUGGGGGACCAGCUGGGGAAGCCGUACAACGAGACCAUCCGGAGCUCCGGACCGUCCAUCAAGGACAAGUACGUGACGGCGCUGUACUUCACCUUCAGCAGCCUGACCAGCGUGGGCUUCGGCAACGUCUCGCCCAACACCAACUCCGAGAAGAUCUUCUCCAUCUGCGUCAUGCUCAUAGGCUCCCUGAUGUACGCCAGCAUCUUCGGAAAUGUCUCCGCGAUCAUCCAGCGCCUGUACUCUGGCACCGCCCGGUACCACACCCAGAUGCUGCGGGUCCGAGAGUUCAUCCGCUUCCACCAGAUCCCCAACCCGCUGCGUCAGCGCCUGGAGGAGUACUUCCAGCACGCCUGGUCCUACACCAACGGCAUCGACAUGAACGCGGUGUUGAAGGGCUUCCCGGAGUGCCUGCAGGCGGACAUCUGCCUGCACCUGAACCGCACCCUGCUGCAGAACUGCAAGGCCUUCAAGGGCUCCACCAAGGGCUGCCUGCGCGCGCUCGCCAUGAAGUUCAAGACCACGCACGCGCCGCCCGGCGACACCCUGGUGCACGCCGGCGACGUGCUCACCGCCCUCUACUUCAUCUCCCGCGGCUCCAUCGAGAUCCUGCGCGGCGACGUGGUGGUCGCCAUCCUCGGGAAGAAUGAUAUCUUCGGCGAGCCCAUCAACUUGUACACGCGUCCAGGGAAAUCGAACGCAGACGUGAGGGCCCUCACCUACUGCGAUCUGCACAAGAUCCACCGCGAGGAUGUCCUGGAAGUGCUGGACAUGUACCCCGAAUUCUCCGACCACUUCUGGAGCAACCUGGAGAUCACCUUCAACCUGCGCGAUACCAACAUGAUACCGGGUUCUCCCAGCAGCGACGGCUCCGACUGCGCCGGCUUCAACCGCCUGCGCAGACGCAAGCUGUCCUUCCGCCGCCGGACAGAGAAAGACGACGCGCAUGCGGGAGAGAUCAGAAAGAGCCAGAAGCCCAUCCGCAAGGGGAGGAAGAGCGUCGCCAGCAACCAGGCGGAAGGCCAUAAAGCAGAGUGGGAGAGACCUCGGAGUUCGGUCUCCUCCCCCUCUCAUUCCAGCGGCGACGAGGGGGAGGAGUCUAUCCACACAUGCCCCGCCCCUCCGUCUGUUCUCACGGAACUCUUCCAGGCCCAGGCCGCGCACCUGAACUUCAGCGACACUCCGGAAGGGGAGGGGGACCCCAAGACGGGCAACACCUGCAACGCCCUGUCAGGCGCAUUUUCAGGGGUCUCCAACAUCUUCAGCUUCUGGGGAGACAGCCGCGGUCGGCAGUACCAGGAGGUGCCGCGGAGCAGCCUGCCGUCGCCCCCGCCGGUCAGCGUGCCCUUCAGCCGGAGGCAGCGCUGCGAGGUGGAGCACAGGCUGGACCUGCUGCAGAAACAGCUCAGCAGGCUGGAGACGCGCAUGUCGGCCGACAUCAGCGCCAUCAUGCAGCUGCUGCAGAGACAGAUGGCCCUGGUUCCCCCGGCCUACAGCACGGUGUCCUCCCCCCCGCACCCCUCCCCCUACCCCGAGGCCGGGGAGAGGCUGGUCCCGCCCGUCACGCCGCUGGAGUCCGAGGUGCUGGCCUCGCUCUCGCAGAUCUUGGAGACCCAGGACUUUGAGGAGAUUCCCGCUAAGCCGUCCGAGUCCCUGCAGAGCAUUUCAGAGCAGCGGCCCCCGUGCUCUCUCCUGCUGGCCCACACAGACACGCCGCCCCUGGGCCCGGUAGGCCCCGAGCACCCGCCGGGGCCGGGGCCAGGACUGGGGCUAGGGCCAGGGCCGGGGCCGGGGCCAGGAACGGCCCCCCCAGACCCCGAGGCCCAGCGAAGGCUGUCGCUACCAGAGCCGCACGCACCCCUGGACUCACGGACACCACAGAGACACAGCUCAGACCCCGGGAGCUAGGGGCCCGGGGCCCGGCGCACUCCGUCUCUCUCGGCCCCGCGUCCCGCCGGGGUUCUCCCGCUGUCCUUUUGCACUGAGCAGCCGAGGGGGGGGGGGGGGGGUCCAGUGGCUGCAGUCAGAAACUCCUCUGACCUCUUUUCUCUUUCAGCUCCUGUAAGUCCCUGGCCCCUGGGAGUGAAUAGGGGGCCUUUGUGACAGACCUGCAGAGCUGCCAGAGACUCUCUCCCCUUUUAAUCUCCAGCUCUGUUCAGUAGAAAAACACUAACUGACCACGGGCAGAUUGAAUCCUGGGUGCAUCUAGACUCAGGAUUGUGCUGAACAUUUUGUCUGGCUGGCCGGGAGAGAGGAUCAUGAAAGUGGCAGGUUCUUUGUAGGAUUUCUUUUUUUCCCUUUACUGCGGUAUCCAUUUUGGAUCCACAUGAAAAAGAAAUACUAGUAGCCAUUAUGUCUUGCACUGAAAAGUUUCAGACGUUAUAUCUUCAAGUCCAUGGCGCUUCCAAACUGGUUGGUGAACUUUAGUGUUAGCUGGCCUAACAACACAUGUCCUGUCCUGCUUUUCGUCAACUUCCUGAAGCAUGUCGCUGAGGUGGAGCUGCUCCAGGUGCGG